AUGACCCCAAGCACGAACAACUCCCUCUUUUCGACCAAGAACCUUUUCGUCGCGGCACUAACAGCAUCGGUUGCUUGCAGAGUCCACGCGGCGGAAGGCAACAACUCCACCUCGGUCGACCAUGCCACGUUUGGUGACAUUACAUCCGGCAGUGGCAAGUGCGUCACUGGCAACCCCAAUAAGGGCGGAGUCACCCGCGAUCAGGUGGACUGGGUCUGGGAGAACACCAUGUCCAAGUACGUGCCCCAGUUCAAUAACCUCAUCUUCGACCAGCUCGUGACCAACAAGGGUAAGCUCAACUACUGCGUGCGCUGGGACAACGAUUUGCCUUUGACCAAGGCCACGGCAUCUAAGUUCCAGGCGAUGCUCGAGAAGCAGAUCAACCUUUGGAACCACUGGCUCGUAGGCUAUGGAUGUUGGCCGUACGACCAUAUCGACAUUGAUAUUGUGGGAUACGCUGUGAAAGACAAGUCCAUCAUGGACUGGAGCGACGACUCGCUUGGUACGAUCUACGAGGGUCUUUUGGACGCUGAGGGCAGUCCCAAAUGCCCUGAUGAAUGCUACAAGCACCAGAAUCAAGCUGCCAGUGCCGAUACGAGUGGCUGUAAGGGCAACCCCUUCGACAUGUCGCUCUGGUCGUCGACCAUACCGGGGGAAAACGCCGCUGGCACGGGCGGUGACUGGGGUCAGCGUGUCCAAGUGAACGACAUGCUCAACACCAUGGACCAGGAGCAGAUGAGGGUACUGCUUCACGAGAUUGGCCAUGGUUUCGGUUUGCCGGAGAUGUACCUGAAUGAGAACAAGCCUUCGGAUUACCCU
Messenger RNA from Phytophthora nicotianae INRA-310, 819 nucleotides. RefSeq lists its product as hypothetical. Lineage: Eukaryota; Oomycota; Peronosporomycetes; Peronosporales; Peronosporaceae. The transcript has a single exon. The record is from RefSeq and is a predicted model, not a curated record. The annotation marks the transcript as partial.